GUAAAGCUUCCAUCUGGGAGUUUGUUACAGCAGAUAGGCGCCCCUCCUCCCCUAGGUUGGAGCUGGUGGACAUGGCGGGAAAACGGUUGGGGUGCAAAAGAUGUACUUAAUGCAUUUGUUUAG
This is a messenger RNA of Funneliformis mosseae, 123 nucleotides long. The record is from the annotation of a GenBank genome assembly. Lineage: Eukaryota; Fungi; Glomeromycota; Glomeromycetes; Glomerales; Glomeraceae.